GGCGCAUCGUCUUGUUUCUGCCCACUGUCGGCCCCGCAAUUCAUUCGAGUGUUUGGAUGUGUCCGCGUGAGACGUGCACUCCGCGUGAAGAGUGUCCGAGACCGUGUGACCAGCGCUGACCGCGGGACAGCAGUCGAAACGGACAAUGUGGGCCGCCGGACUCAGCGCGUGCCCUCAGUGAUUCGCUUGCUUGCUUGCGGACGACCGUGGACAUGAGGGCCGUGGGCCUGUUGGUGGGCCUCCUUUUGGGCCUGGCGUCGGCUGAGCUUCUGAGCGAAGCUCGCAUCUCGGAGCACCCGACGGACAUGUCAGUGACCUACGGCACUCAACUCGAGUUCAUGUGCAUCGGCACGGGCAUCCCUGCGCCUGCCAUCAAGUGGUUCAAAAACGGCGAACCGGUCGAGGACGACGCAGCGUUCGCUUCGUUCAGCAUGUACGUGCGGUCGGUGCUGAGGUUGAACGCCUCGGAAAGUGCCAACUACACCUGUCAAGCGCAGAACCAGCAUGGCGAGAAAAUCUCGGUGGACACGCAGACCUUUUUCGUCAACGUCACGAGACCAAUCACAGUGAAAAGGCCCCUGCCGCCACCUCGUGGCUACUGUGCUCCGUACAAUGGCAAAAUUUGCAAAAACUUCCUUAACGGUACCGGCAUGGCUUGGUACAACAUCAGCCACGACAAUUCUGGCGGAUGGCUCAAUGAAGAAAUCACUACUGGGCUCUGGGGCGAGAUGAUUGAUAAUCUGAAAGAGCCAUGUCGGAGUGCUGCAGAGAAACUGCUGUGUACGUACGCGUUCCCGCAGUGCCAGAUCCACGAGGGCUACCCAGUGGGGCUGCCCCUGUGUCGCGAGGACUGCGUGGCCGUCAAGGACCUCUUCUGCUACAACGACUGGGCGCUCAUCGAGGACAACAAGCAGCGUGGCGUCUUUUUCAAGUCCAGGGGCCACUUUAUCCUGCCUGAGUGCUCCUCCCUGCCGAGUUUUAAGGACUCAGAGAGAUGCUCGCACGCGGGGCUGACAGUGGUGCAGCAGGACCAAGUUACAACCGAGUGCGUGCGCGGACGUGGCCGCUUUUAUAUGGGAACAAUGAACGUGACCAAGGAUGGCAUCGCGUGCCAGCGGUGGGACUCGCAGGAGCCGCACUCGCACAACCGGCCGCCGGAGGUGUUUCCCGAGGUGCAGGACGCCGACAACUUCUGCCGCAACGCCGGUGGAGAGGAGCCCAGCCCCUGGUGCUACACCAUGGACCCCACCAUCCGCUGGCAGCACUGCGACAUCCCUAUCUGUGAUAACGCAACAGAAAUAACCAAAGUGGAGUACGAGGACAAGCGAACGAUGAGCCUGGACUCGCUUAUGACAACCAAAUUCAUUUCUGUGGUGGCCGCCCUGUCGCUGACUGGCCUGGUGGUGUUUGUACUGCUGUUGACACUUUGCUUGCGCAUUUACAAGCAGCGCACCGGCUACAAUCCAACCAACACGCACGAGGCGCCCAACAACCAGCAGCUGACACAAGAGACCGACAUUGAUUUGGACAAAUUGCCGAGCAACAUGGCCUAUCAUAGAACAGGCGCGCAGCUCAACCCUAAAUUGGAGAAGCUGGAGUUCCCAAGGAACGAUAUCAUUUACAUCAGGGACUUGGGCCAGGGUGCUUUUGGCAGAGUGUUUCAGGCAAAAGCUCCUGGAUUGGUAAAAGGCGAGGAGUUCACGCUGGUGGCGGUGAAGAUGCUGAAGGAAGAGGCCAACGACGACCUGAUGGAAGACUUUGAGCGCGAGGCUUGCUUGCUGUCCGAGUUCGAGCACCCCAACAUCGUGAAGCUGCUGGGCGUGUGUGCCGUCGGCCGGCCCAUGUGUCUUCUUUUUGAGUACAUGGGCCGCGGCGACCUAAACGAGUUCCUCCGAUCGUGUUCACCGAGCAACUACAUUGUUCGCAGCUCUGAAGGCGACGGCGACCACUUCAAAGAUGUGCAACUUAACCACUUAGACCUGAUCAAUACCGCCAGGCAAAUAGCAAGCGGGAUGGUGUAUCUGUCCGACCGGAAAUUCGUGCAUCGCGACCUGGCCACCAGAAACUGUCUGAUCGACGACGACAUGGUGGUCAAGAUUGCUGACUUUGGCCUCUCGCAGAAAAUCUACCUUCAGGACUACUACAAAGGAGACGAGCACGAUGCCAUUCCUAUCAGGUGGAUGCCACUCGAGUCCAUCCUUUACAAUAAGUACACGGUUGAGUCGGACGUGUGGGCGUUCGGUGUGUGCCUGUGGGAGAUUUUCUCGUUCGCGCUUCAGCCAUACUACGGCAUGACCCACGAGGAGGUGGUCAAGUACAUCAAAGAGGGCAACGUGCUGCACUGUCCAGACAACACGCCCAAGCCCGUGUAUGAGCUGAUGAAAAUGUGCUGGCACCGAAAGCCGGCCGGCAGACCGCCCUUCCGCGUCAUCUAUCGCACCCUGGACGCUCUCCAGACAGAACUGGAGCGCGCCUUCAGCUACCGCUACCCACCCAGGGUCAACGUCUGAGUCGUGUGCAGUUAACCGUGGCCAAUUACCUCAACAAGUCUCUUUUUCGUGCAUUUAUUUUUCAGAUCGACUUCGUUUUUACUUCUUUAAAAUUUUCGUGACUGAACGAGUGGGGUAUUUUAUUACAUUUCAUUUUCUAUGAUCUUACGACUCUCAGAGGGAGUUCCGGUAAAUGAAAGAAACAGCUGGCAAUGCUAGUCAAUAAGGUUGCCAUGAGAUAUAUAUUAUCCUUCGGAUCCUUCGUUCGCGUUCAAUUUUUAACUCUGCUCUCUGUGCUAUAUUUGUGUUAGGUUGUGCAACGCUAGUUGACAGUUAAUUGGCAGCUCUGAACUGAAUCUCGAAACAUGAUAAUUUUGGAAUCUCGCUCCAAAGUGAACACUCAUAUAUUCUUGUAUCUCUGUGUUGAUUGUGAUUUCGCUCUAUAUAUGUGUCAAAUUCAAAUCGCUGCAUUUAUAUUAACGAUAUUAAACACUUUAGUCAGACACGCAACUACUUACUGCCUUACCUUGCAAAGGGUGUGCCAUAUUUGCACACGAUUCUCUUAUUUUUACUUUGCAAUUAAUCUACCACGCGCAGUCUAUUUAAUUUUUACUCUUGUGUAUUUUUUGUUACUCAAGUGAAUGGGAACACGUUGUGCGUACUGAAUGUGAUUUGUAAAUAUAAUCUCAUGUGCAUUUCUGUAAAAUUACGUGUAUGGAGUGUGUAAAAGUUAAAAUCGCAAAUUGUGUCGCUGCACACCUGAUUAUUAAUGUGCGCGCGAAGGCGAAAAAGUAACCAUAUCAAACAAUUGUCAGUCGAUUUUGAUUCCGUGUCCGCGCAGCGUAAAUAAAAAGUAGGCAAUAUAUUUGCAUUCUCUUACACGCAUCGCCGUUAAAACAAAAAAUGUGUAGAUCGAAUGACUGAUUGUCUCUCAUUACACAACACGCAGCAUCGCACUUUUGUACAACUCGCAGAAACCCAUCUCACAACCUGAAAUUAAUCGAAACGGAAAGUAAUAAUGGAUUAAUAGGUCAUUUAUUGUAAAUUGGAGAGUAAACUGAAUAAAAUCUCUGUUGCUCUUUUUGAAUAA
Messenger RNA from Cloeon dipterum, 3579 nucleotides. RefSeq names its product tyrosine-protein kinase transmembrane receptor Ror2-like. Gene Ontology annotation, biological process: multicellular organism development; positive regulation of neuron projection development; protein phosphorylation. Bases 213 to 2510 code for a protein of 765 amino acids. Lineage: Eukaryota; Metazoa; Arthropoda; Insecta; Ephemeroptera; Baetidae. Gene Ontology annotation, cellular component: signaling receptor complex; plasma membrane. Gene Ontology annotation, molecular function: ATP binding; Wnt-protein binding; transmembrane receptor protein tyrosine kinase activity. The transcript has 11 exons. The record is from RefSeq and is a predicted model, not a curated record.